Molecule: messenger RNA, 2646 nt
Organism: Saxophila tyrrhenica
Lineage: Eukaryota; Fungi; Ascomycota; Dothideomycetes; Mycosphaerellales; Extremaceae
Gene: IRC5
Product: putative ATPase
Exons: 1
Coding region: 1-2646 (881 amino acids)
Biological process (GO): DNA methylation-dependent constitutive heterochromatin formation; negative regulation of gene expression via chromosomal CpG island methylation; lymphocyte proliferation
Cellular component (GO): nucleus; pericentric heterochromatin
Molecular function (GO): chromatin binding; ATP binding; ATP-dependent chromatin remodeler activity
Source: RefSeq, a predicted model, not a curated record
AUGUCCUCCGAAAUAGCCCAGUCGUCCGCGAGUACGCCACCCACAUCGCCCGAAAGCGGCAAUGGCGGGACUACUGAAUCCAUGGAGCAGGAGGAGAAGCGCAUGGCGGAGGCGCGACGAAAGGAAGAUGAGAAGCGUGAGCAAGAGAUGGCUGCGGAGCGCGAAGGCGACAUCAAAGGCGGGAAGAAAGUCGUAGAUCAAAAGUACAAGGCAUUGGAGUACUUGCUUAGCCAGAGCAAGCUGUAUUCGGCCAUCAUGCUGGAACAGAUGACGAACCAAGAAGAAGCCGAGACGGCGAAGGAUGAGAAGAGUCGGAAGCGGGCAGAGAAGAGGGAGGAACAAGCUGAGAAGGCAGCGCAGGCUAGUCAGAAGCGGACGACUAGGACGGCUGUCAGCACGGAGAAUGCUGCUGCCGCUGCAGAGGAAGACUCGCCGAAGAAGAAGCUCCCGACUCGUGGACGACUGCAGAAGGAGUCUAGUAAGAAGGACGGCAAGAUAUCCGACUUCAUGAAGAAGGAGGACCUUCAGGCCAAGGCUGGGAAGACGUCGAUUACGGAAGCUCUGGCAGAGGAGACGAAGGACUCCGAUGUCAAGCCAGGAGAGAUCGGUAUGCAGGACUUGCGCUCUGCGAAGCAACCGGAUCUUGUCACGGGAGGCCUCAUGCGGACGUACCAGCUUGAGGGGCUCGAAUGGCUCACCUCGUUGUACGAGAAUGGUCUCAAUGGUAUUCUGGCAGACGAGAUGGGUCUCGGAAAGACGAUUCAGACGAUUGCAUUCAUCGCCUUCUUGCGCGAGAAGGGCGUCAAUGGCCCUUUCCUGAUCGCUGCACCGCUCAGUACCACAAGCAAUUGGGUCGCAGAAUUCAAGAAGUGGACGCCAGAUAUCCCUGUGGUGCUGUACCACGGCAGUAAGCAGGAACGCGAGGAGAUCCGCCGCAAACAGCUUCGCAACCCCGGCAGCGAGAAGUUCCCAGUCAUCUGCACCAGCUACGAGAUCUGCAUGAACGACCGCAAAUUCCUGAGCCACUAUGGAUGGAAGUUCAUUAUCAUUGAUGAAGGUCAUCGGAUCAAGAACCUGAACUGCAGACUGAUCCGGGAGUUGCAAUCAUAUCAGUCGGCGAAUAGACUACUGAUCACCGGGACGCCGCUACAGAACAAUUUGACCGAGCUGUGGUCGCUCCUACAUUUCCUAAUGCCGAGCAUCUUCGACAAGCUGGAAUCGUUCGAAUCAUGGUUUGAUUUCUCGGCACUGAAGGAGAAGAACGGUGUGGAGCAGAUCCUCUCUGAAGAUCGCAAGAAGAACCUCGUUGCGAGCCUUCACGCCAUUCUGAAACCGUUCUUGUUGCGUCGUGUCAAGGCAGAUGUCGAAACCGCAUUGCCGAAGAAGCGCGAAUACGUUCUGUAUGCACCUCUGACCCAAACACAAAGAGAGCUAUACCAGGAGAUCCUUGAAGGCAACAGCAGAGCGUACCUGGAGAACAAGGUGGUGGAAACCCUCAGCGGUACUGCCACUCCAACCAGCGACAGGAGCACCAGUCGGAAGCGCAAACUGAUAGACGACUCCUCGACACCGAACAAAAGCGCGAAGUCUAGUCGUGCAUCAACACCAGCAACGUCCAAAGGCAGCGCGCCACGGUCACGAAAAGCGAAGAAGCAGCAAGGCUACGAAGAGAUCUCUGAUACUCAGUACUUCAAGCAGCUCGAAGAGGCGCCACCUUCACCGGCAUCCGAUGAAGUCGACGAUGAAGACGAUGAAGAGACGGAGCGCGCGAAAACGCUUUCGAUGGCAAAGCGUGAGAUCGCGCAGAAGAAAUUGCAAAACCCUGUGAUGCAGCUUCGGCAGUGCUGUAACUCACCGCACAACUUCUUCUAUCCGUUUGACCUGGACGACAACACACCCGUCGACGAGACCUUAGUGACAGAAAGCGGCAAGAUGCUUCUGCUCGACCGCCUGCUGCCGGAGUUGCUGCAGAAAGGCCACAAAGUUCUCAUAUUUUCGCAGUUCAAGACGCAGCUCGAUCUUUUGGAGACUUACUGCAGCGACCUCCGGCAAUGGCCGGUCUGCCGUAUCGAUGGCUCUAUAGCACAAUCAGACCGUCAAGAGCAGAUUCUGGCAUUCAACGAGCCGGCCUCUGAGCUCAACAUCUUUCUCCUUUCGACACGAGCAGGAGGUCAAGGUAUCAACCUCGCAGCCGCAGAUACUGUCCUGCUAUUUGACAGCGAUUGGAACCCACAACAGGAUCUUCAGGCACAAGAUCGCGCGCACCGCAUCGGACAGACCCGGCCAGUGAUCGUCUACCGCUUCGCUACCAAAGGCACCGUUGAGCAGAUGCUGCUCGAGAAAGCGGAUAGCAAGCGACGACUGGAGAAGCUGGUGAUUCAGAAGGGCAAGUUCCGGAACGCCAAGUCUGAUAUUAGUGCGGACUUUGGUGAGCUGCAACGGCUGCUGGGGAGGGAUGACGGCGAGAGGAUCGAUAUUGCUCAGGGCAAGGAGCUGCUGAGUGAUGAGGAUCUUGCUACCUUGACUGAUAGAAGCGAAGAGGCUUUUGAACGCGCUGAGAAGGGGUUGGAUACUGUUGGAGAUAUGUUCAAGGCUGUGCAGACGAAGAAGGAUGGUGGAGGGCUUUUGGAGAGUUUGCAAAAGUAG